AUUUUCCUGCCUUUACUUUAGCUCACUGCUGCUUUAGAAACACUAUGAAAAGCAAAAGCAAAAUUGCGUAAUUAAAACCAGAAUCUUCUUUAAUUCUUUUGUGGUGUCUGUUCUCUACCACAACUGACACAGUUAAUCCCCUCUCAAGCUCAAAAAUAUCCAGGGAAAGAUAGAAAUCGCAGCAAUUAUUAAUACAAGAUACCCUGUAAAUUUUUCUUGGCAUGCCAAUAGCUCCUCUUUGAGUUCUUCAUUCCAAUAUAAAGUAGAACCCACUAUUUUAAAGCCAAAGCUAAAUAAACCCAUUUGCCUCAAGGCGUAUCCUCUCAACAAGCCACAAUGAGAGGAUUCAAAACUAGACCACCUUUAUUUUCCUUCAUUUUCUUGCUGUUUCUCACUCUACUAUGUGUUUCCACUGCCCAACAGAAAAAUCCCAUCAAGACCAUUGUGGUUUUGGUGAUGGAAAACAGAUCUUUCGAUCACAUGCUUGGGUGGAUGAAGAAAGCGGUAAGUCCAGCAAUCAAUGGGGUGACGGGGAGAGAAUGUAACUCUGUUUCGACCAAGAACCCAAAGCAACAGUCUAUUUGCUUCACAGAUGAUGCGGAGUUUGUGGAUCCAGAUCCUGGCCAUUCUUUUGAAGCUGUGGCGCAACAGGUAUUUGGCAAUGGUUCAAUUCCCUCCAUGACUGGCUUUGUUGAACAAGCGCUCACCAUGUCUCAAAACCUCUCUGAAACAGUCAUGAAGGGUUUUAGGCCUGAAUCUGUGCCUGUUUAUGCCACACUGGUGAAAGAAUUUGCAGUAUUCGAUAGGUGGUUCUCUUCAAUCCCUGGUCCAACGCAACCCAAUAGGCUAUUUGUAUACUCUGCUACUUCUCACGGCUCAACCAGCCAUGUUAAGAAGCAAUUGGCUAAAGGAUACCCUCAAAAGACGAUAUUUGAUUCACUUCAUGAGAAUGGUAAGAAGUUUGGGAUAUACUUCCAGAACAUACCCACAACUCUGUUUUAUAGGAAUAUGAGGAAAUUGAAGUAUAUCUUUAAGUUUCACCAAUUCGAUUUUAAGUUUAAGAAAGAUGCUAGAAAUGGAAAGUUACCAAGCUUAACGGUAAUUGAACCAAGGUAUUUUGAUCUCAAAGGAAUGCCUGCAAAUGAUGACCACCCAUCUCAUGAUGUUGCCAAUGGACAAAAGCUUGUCAAGGAGGUUUAUGAGGCACUAAGGUCUAGUCCUCAAUGGAAUGAGACCCUUUUCGUUAUUACUUACGAUGAGCAUGGUGGGUUCUAUGAUCAUGUCGAGACUCCUUAUGUUAAUGUCCCUAACCCCGAUGGCAACACUGGCCCUGCACCUUAUUUCUUCAAGUUCGAUCGCCUUGGCGUUCGUGUGCCCACAAUUAUGGUCUCCCCUUGGAUCAAAAAAGGCACUGUGAUAAGUGGCCCAAAGGGACCUUACCCAAACUCAGAGUUCGAGCACUCAUCAGUCCCUGCCACCAUAAAGAAAAUGUUCAACCUCUCCUCCAACUUCUUGACCCACAGGGAUGCUUGGGCUGGCACAUUUGAAAGGGUUGUUGGGGAGUUAACAUCUCCCAGGACUGACUGCCCAGUGACCUUGCCGGACGUGGCACCUCUGAGAAGCACAGAAGCAAAGGAAGAUAGUAACCUAUCUGAGUUUCAGAGCGAGUUAGUUCAACUAGCAGCAGUUCUCAAUGGCGACCACUUCUUGAGCAGCUUCCCUGAUAGGAUGAGCAAGAAGAUGAGCGUACGAGAAGCUCAUGAGUACGUGAGGGGUGCUGUUACAAGGUUCAUAAGAGCUAGCAAAGAGGCCAUUAAUUUAGGAGCAGAUGCAUCUGCAAUUGUAGAUAUGAGGUCAUCGCUCACUACCAGAUCUUCAGUCCAUAAUUAGUAGUACAUCAUCAUCUGUCUAUUGGCGUCCAUGUCACUAUCACAGAUUAGAAAUAUUAAAUUGGCGAGAGUAGGAAACAAUAUAAGCGAGUGAAAUAUUAAUUCAUUGUUCCUUAGUUUUUUUUAGAAGAUAUUUUGCUUAGUUUUGAGUCUCUAUGACAAACCGAAUGCAAAUGAUCUAAGCAAGCAAACUUCUCUACAAA
This is a messenger RNA of Hevea brasiliensis (rubber tree), 2092 nucleotides long. RefSeq names its product non-specific phospholipase C6-like. NCBI's taxonomy places the organism in Eukaryota, Viridiplantae, Streptophyta, Magnoliopsida, Malpighiales, Euphorbiaceae. Bases 337 to 1890 code for a protein of 517 amino acids. Gene Ontology annotation, molecular function: hydrolase activity, acting on ester bonds. The record is from RefSeq and is a predicted model, not a curated record. The transcript is spliced from 3 exons. Gene Ontology annotation, biological process: phospholipid catabolic process.